Salarias fasciatus (jewelled blenny) is the source of this 3270-nucleotide messenger RNA. RefSeq names its product netrin receptor UNC5D-like. Gene Ontology annotation, biological process: netrin-activated signaling pathway; axon guidance. The transcript has 18 exons. Gene Ontology annotation, molecular function: netrin receptor activity; protein binding. Gene Ontology annotation, cellular component: membrane. The record is from RefSeq and is a predicted model, not a curated record. NCBI's taxonomy places the organism in Eukaryota, Metazoa, Chordata, Actinopteri, Blenniiformes, Blenniidae. The annotation marks the transcript as partial.
UUAUUCCACUCUGGCGCGGCUGAGAGCUCCGCACCACUUUCCAUCUCCUCCCUCCGCACUGCGAUUCCGCGAGGUGACGGUUCCUCCAGCGGACACUUAACCACAGUCCUCCUCCUCCCUACUCUCCCUCCACCACUUCUCCUUCUUCUUCUUCCUCCUUCUCCUGCUUCACCUGGACCGGAGCGCGCGCCUCGGACACGCCUGGAGACGUGUUUGCGAGGAGUCUCGUGCCAGACGACAAAUGCGCGAGACCCGCGGCAGGUGCCCCGAGACCCGCCGGGCAGGGAGACGAGCAGACGAGCCGUGAUGGGACAGUUUUCGGGAGGAUGCUACCUGAGUUUUUCCGUCCUCGUGCUCCUCGGCUUGCGAGUCCCGGCCACGCUGGCGAGAGGUCCUCGCGGUGAAGCCCUGCAGCAUGGCCAGUCCGGGACUCUGCCCCACUUCCUGGAGGAGCCGGUCGACGCCUACAUCGUCAAGAGCAACCCCAUCAAGCUGCGGUGUCAGGCUCGACCUGCGCUCCAGAUUUUCUUCAAGUGCAACGGUGAAUGGGUCCACCAGAGCCAGCACAUGUCUCAGGAGCACACCGACCUCAACACAGGACUGAAGAUCCGCGAGGUGAUGAUCAACGUGUCCCGUCAGCAGGUGGAGGACUUUCACGGCCCCGAGGAUUACUGGUGUCUGUGCGUCGCCUGGAGUCACCUGGGUACCUCCAAGAGCCGCAAGGCAACCGUCCGGAUCGCCUACCUGAGGAAGAACUUUGAGCAGGAUCCCCAGGGCACCGAGGUGCCUCUGAACGGCAUGAUCGUGUUGCACUGUCGGCCCCCAGAGGGAGUGCCUGUGGCUGAGGUGGAAUGGCUGAAGAACGAGGAGCCUCUGAGCGCCGCCGAGGAGAGCUCGGUCGCCACGAGAGGCGACCACAACCUCAUCAUCGCAGAGGCUCGGCUGUCCGACUCUGGAAACUACACCUGCGCCGCCAGCAACAUCGUGGCCAGGAGACGCAGCGCCACCGCCACCGUCAUCGUGUACGUAAACGGAGGCUGGUCGUCCUGGACGGACUGGUCGCCCUGCAACGUGCGCUGCGGCCGCGGCAUCCAGAAGCGCUCGCGCACCUGCACCAACCCGGCUCCCCUGAACGGAGGAGCCUUCUGCGAGGGCAUGUCGGUGCAGAAGAGCACCUGCAACACCGUGUGUCCAGUGGACGGCGGCUGGGGAGAGUGGGGCGAGUGGUCGCCGUGCAGUCCGGACUGCGAGCGGCAGCGUAGCCGCGAGUGCACGGCGCCGGAGCCCAAGCACGGCGGCCGGCUGUGCGACGGCGUGGCGGUGGCCGCGGACAACUGCACCGGCGGCCUCUGCACACAGAAUCGGAAGCUGCUGCAUGACGUGAAGCCGCAGGGGGUGGAGACCAGCAGCGAUGUGGCCCUGUACGCCGGCCUGGCUGCAGGCGUGGUGACGGUGGUGCUGCUGAUCAUCGCCGUCACUCUGUACCGACGGAGCCAGAGCGAGUACGGCGUGGAUGUGAUCGACUCCUCCGCCCUCACCGGGGGCUUCCAGUCCUUCAGCUUCAAGACCUCUCGGCAAGCAAACCCUCUGCUUAUUAAUUCAUCCAUGCAACCCGACCUGACAGUGUCGCGUACCUACACCAGCCCGAUGUGCUUUCAGGACUCCAUCGACAAGGAGUUAAUGGCCGAGCGCUCGCUCCUCGACCCGCUGCCCGAUCUCAAGGUCAAAGGGGCCUCAGAAAGGGCAGAGUACCAUGUCAUGUCCCACCCUCAGACAUUUCCGAGAGGCCUGGCUCCAGACUACAGAGGGGUUCCAGUGGGGACGACGCUGGGCAGAAGAGGCAAAAACCUUUUCACUCCGCAAGUCUCCCUGACUCCCAGCAGGUCUCCGCACAAAGCCACUGCAGUGUUUGGCCAUGCUGGUGGGAGGCUGGUGGUGCCCAACACAGGUAUCAGUCUGCUGGUGCCUCACGGGGGGAUCGCGGAAGACACCACCUGGGAAAUGUACAUGAGCAUCAACCAGGAGGACAGCAGCGCCAUGUCCGAGGACGGGCCCGAGAUCUUCCUGAGCCCCGCCGUCACGUACGGCCCACCGGGCCUCGACCUGUCGUGUCCCAUAGCCAUGACCAUCGCGCACUGCGCAGAAGUAGCGGCUGAUAACUGGACCAUCCGGCUAAAGAGACAAAUCCAGGAGAACAAGUGGGAGGAAGUGGCGUCGGUGGGCGAGGAGAGCACCGCCUGCUACUGUCUGCUGGAGGCCCAGAGGUGCCACGUGCUGCUGGAGCAGCCCGGCCGCUACGCCCUGGUGGGGGAGCCGCUGUGCAAGGAGGCGGCCAAGCGGCUGAGACUGGCGGCGUUCGGCAGCCUGGAUCACGGCAACGCUCUGGGCUUCACCCUCAGGGUUUACUGUGUGGACGACACGCCUCACGCUUUCCAGGAAGUGGUGGUGGGCGAGCGCAGCAGGGGCGGACGGCUGCUGGAGGAGCCGAAAAUUAUGCUGUUUAGGGGAAACACUUUCAGCCUCCAGGUGUCCAUCCAGGACGUCCCACAGUUACUCUGGAGCAUCAAGCCUUUCACCACCUGCCAGGAGUUCUCCUUUUCUCAGGUGUGGGCCAGUAACCAGCGUCCCCUGCAGUGUGCCUUCUCUCUGGAGCGAUACAGCCACUCCUCCUCUCAGCUCUCCUGCAAGAUCAGCGUCCGGCAGGUCACGGGCGAGGAGCAGAUACUCCAAGUCUAUACGUCUGUAGUGGAGAAUGAAAAGACAGUGAUUCCCUUUUUCACUCAGUCGGACUGCACCAUCACCUCUCAGACGGGGUCAAGGGCCUUUAAAAUCCCCCUGUCUAUCCGUCAGCGGAUCAGCGCCACCUUCGACACCGCUAACGCCAACGGGAAGGACUGGCAGCUCCUGGCUCAAAAGCUCCACAUAGACAGGAACCUGUGCUACUUUGCAUGUCAGGAGAGUCCCUCAUCGGUGAUCCUGAGUCUGUGGGAAGCCCAGCACCAGGACUCGGGGGACCUGGACUCUCUGGCCAGCGCCCUGGAGGAAAUCGGUAAGGUCCAGUCCCCGCGGGCGGCCACCCUCAGCUGCAGCACAGAGAAGCGGGACUCUGAAUUUACAAAACUUGGGUAGGUUUUUACAGCAGAUCAAGUCGUGACGAACCUUUACUGCAUGGACACUGAGCAGGAAUAAAGAGUGAAGGACGGACCAGAAGGAGGACAGCAGGGAAAACUCCACUCUGGACUGUUACUAAACCAAAAGGCCCAUACAGAC